This is a messenger RNA of Neurospora tetrasperma FGSC 2508, 732 nucleotides long. RefSeq lists its product as uncharacterized. Gene Ontology annotation, biological process: spindle assembly; regulation of microtubule polymerization or depolymerization; protein localization to microtubule plus-end. The transcript is spliced from 3 exons. The annotation marks the transcript as partial. The record is from RefSeq and is a predicted model, not a curated record. Gene Ontology annotation, molecular function: microtubule plus-end binding. NCBI's taxonomy places the organism in Eukaryota, Fungi, Ascomycota, Sordariomycetes, Sordariales, Sordariaceae. Gene Ontology annotation, cellular component: microtubule organizing center; spindle midzone; cytoplasmic microtubule.
CAAGAGCUCCUUCAAUGGAUCAACAGUCUUCUCCAACUCAACCUGACCAAGGUUGAGCAGUGCGGUACUGGCGCCGCCCUCUGCCAGGUCUACGACAGCAUCUUCGGCGAUGUUCCCAUGUCCCGCGUCAAGUUCAACGUGACCUCGGAAUAUGCCUACAUUCAGAACUUCAAGAUCCUCCAGAACACCUUCACCAAGCACCAGAUCGAAAAGUCCAUCCCCAUCGAGGCGCUCGUAAAAUGCAAGAUGCAGGACAACCUCGACUUCCUGCAGUGGACCAAGAGAUUCUGGGACCAGUACUACCCCGGCGGUGAUUACGAUGCCGCUGCCCGUCGCAAGGGUGGCGCUCUCCCUGCCACCAUGAGCGGUGCCUCUCGCGCCUCCGCCGGUUCGGCUGCCGCGAGACGUCCCGGUGGCGCCACCCCCACCGGUGGUCCCCGUGUCGCUGCCAGAGCCCCCGCUGCUAACUCGGCCGCCACCCAGGCUCUCCAGCAAGAGGUCGCAACUCUCAAGGAGGCCGUCGGCGGCCUGGAGCGCGAGCGUGACUUCUACUUCCACAAGCUGCGCGACAUUGAGGUUCUUGUUCAAAGCGCUGUCGAGGAGGACCCCGAACUCGAGAAGCAGGAGGACGGUCUCAUCAAGGCCAUCCAGGCCAUCCUUUACUCGACCGAGGAGGGCUUCGAGAUUCCCGAGGCCGACGCCGAAGCCGCCGACGAUCAGGAGACCUUUUAA